AUGGGUAACAAGACUUCCAAGUUAUCUAAGGAGGAUGUUACUGAUCUGAAACAAGCCACGUACUUUGACCGUCGUGAGAUUCAACAAUGGCAUAAAGGUUUCCUAAGAGAUUGUCCCUCGGGUCAAUUGACCAGAGAGGAUUUCGUUAGGAUUUAUAAGCAAUUCUUUCCUUUUGGUACACCUGAGGAGUUUGCUAACCACCUUUUCAGCGUUUUUGACAGGGAUAACAACGGGGCCAUUGAUUUUAAAGAAUUUAUUACCGUGUUAAGUACUACAUCUAGAGGCUCACUGGAGGAGAAACUAAUUUGGGCUUUUGAUCUAUAUGACUUGAAUCAUGAUGGGUAUAUAACAUAUGAUGAGAUGCUGACCAUUGUCACCAGUGUGUAUAAGAUGAUGGGUUCCAUGGUGAAAUUAAAGGCAGACGAAGCUACGCCGGAGUUGAGAGUUUCCAAAAUAUUUAGAUUGAUGGAUAAAGAUGAAGAUGGUUAUAUCACGCUGGAUGAAUUCAAAGAGGGAUCUAAGAUAGAUCCAUCUAUCAUAGGUGCUUUGAAUUUGUAUGACGGGUUGGUAUAA
Molecule: messenger RNA, 573 nt
Organism: Naumovozyma castellii
Lineage: Eukaryota; Fungi; Ascomycota; Saccharomycetes; Saccharomycetales; Saccharomycetaceae
Gene: FRQ1
Product: frequenin
Exons: 1
Coding region: 1-573 (190 amino acids)
Source: RefSeq, a predicted model, not a curated record